UUAACUCUCUAAUUCCAUGAACUGUUUAUUUAAACCACGAGCUUACAAACAAGCUAUGCAAAUGCCCGCGGCGUGGCAGUGACAGGAUGUAUUUGAUGAUAUUUUAGGGUUACGCGGGUGGAAAGCUGUGAUAGUUACUGGUUAACCAUACUAUUAUCUUUCGAUCUCCGGGUCGUGCGCAGCUUGAUAUCUGACCCUGUAGAAGGGGUGGCGAUGAUUUGAGUUGCGACAGUUCUAGCUGACUUCACGCGGUGAUACAUCUCAACUUCUUACUCUAGCAAGUCUUCCUUCAAAACAACUGAAGAUGGCACUCUUAAGGAAUCUCACGGCCGCUAUUGGCAACCUUACGGGCCCUAGCACAAACAUCGAGAACACUCCUCUGUCAAUACUGAUAGGAUACAGUUUACUGUACUUGGUGACUUAUAUCGUAGCUGUAUUGGGUAAUAUAAUGGCUCUACUAACAUGCUACAAGAACUACCGCAUCACUACCUCCAUUUUACUUGUUUACAUUGCAAGUUUAGCUAUCGCAGAUCUCUUAUUUACAUUCCUCACAACGUUUGAUUUCGUUUAUUUUUUCACCGAGAACUGGGUCGGAGGAAAUCCUCUGUGCAAGCUGCAAGGAUUCUUAGUAGAGACGUCGUACUCUGCGUCGAUUUUAACCCUCGUCGCGAUAAGCUAUGAACGCUUGCGCAGUGUCGCCGCGAAGGGCUUGGCUCGGAGUCAGAGGAUUGAGCGGAGGACGAUCAUCUGCAAGCUCAUUUGGGUCGUGUCCGCCAUCAUCUGCGCCCCUCUAUUGUACGGUUACUCUGCCGUUCAGCAUCCAUACACCGGGAAAACUCUGUGCGUAAACAGGGUGACAUGGGGGGAUGACGGGAGACAGAUCUACUACGCCAUCCACGCGGUCAUAAUCUACUGCAUCCCGCUUGUAUUCAUGGUCUGGGCGCACUGGAAGAUUUUUAGUUUCUUGAAGAAGCACGCGCACGGGAAGUCCGUUUCCGCUGUUGAGUCGAAACAGCGUAAAGUUACCCAAAUGUUAGCGGUGGUAACUUUGAUCUUUGUCUCGUGCUGGACUCCUUUUAUCUUGGUGCGUGCACUGCGGUACUUCUUCGUGUACGAAGGACUGGAAAUCUGGAAACUCACCCAAUUGAUAAUAAUCAUCAACAGCGCAGUCAACCCCAUACUCUACUGUUUCUACAGCGGUCAGUUCAGAUCUUCUUUCAAGGAUAUGGUGAAAUGCCGCUGGCACCUGACGAUUCGAAGGGGAUCGUCGCGAAGGUCGAGUCGAAAGACGACGAGUCGCUCGCCAAAUAGUUUCCAGUUGGACAGCAUUGAACCUGAGGCUGAAAAUAUGGUAUCAAUCAGCCCUUCCUGGAAGCACCAAGGCCAGGUUAAUAAUGGUAAAAGGUAUUCUGUCAGCGAUGAUAUAUGCGCGUAGCUAAUACCGUAUCUAUUUCAAUGAAUAUUAUAACACCUCCUUGCAUAGUAAGCGGUAGCUCUAUUCUGAUGAUUUGCGACUUUAAUAGCUGCGUAAAGUGCCAGCCUUUGACAACCCGCUGAAUUUACACAGUUUGUUUCCUGCUAGCAGACGCCAGCCCAGCGAAUUACAAAGAAAAGAGGCCUCUGCUAGCAGGAAAUUGGAGAGUUUUUUGUUUUUAAAGCUAUAUAGCUACUGUCUGGGACCCUUUCAUCCAGUACUUGCAUUUUUUACCGGAUUUCAUUUUCCAGGCCAGAAAGGCCAGGCAUGAUAAAGAGUAGUUCAGAUUACGCAAUAGCUGUGUUGAUGAUACUGAUGCUAGGGCUCAAUAGAUUUCAAUGCGGAAUCCUCGUCUGUGAUUAAUGGGGGAUUAGGGAGCUUAUUGAAAAAGUCACGGAAUGACACGUACACUUUUUUAUACGGGAUGGGUCGACAAAGAGCAGAUCGUCUUAAGUCGUACAUACACAGAUAUAAUUAUUUUACACGAAAUGGCUCGACACCCACACUUCUUUUAUGACGUUUCCCGUUUCGUCUCAAUUUGGACUUUGAGAUAAAUCAUGUAUUCUAGACAGACUCUAUAGUGCAGAAGGCCAAUGUCGCGAACAAAGUCACAUACACAGAGUACGACACCAGCUUCAAGAGAGAAAACAAUGAUUUUAUUUAUGGUAAUCAAAAUUUGUUUUUCAAACUCGACAACGGGUCGAUAACCCGUUGGCCUGGCCAAAAGUUUAUUUUGUUAAAAAAGAAUAUCCAAUCUUAGAAAAGCUAGGUUUGCCAAUAUAUAUAUAAUACUUGACUUUAGUAAGGAUGCUGAUCUAGGGUGGAGUGUGCGAUACUGCGGAGACGAAAGGGAGGGAUAGGAGUGAAAGGUUCCAAACGCAACAAUUACAAACACACAAAUAUAUCUAGUCGAUAUCUAAUUUAUUGAUCUAUGCAAAAGAUUGCUUGAUUCGUAUGUUAUCGAGAAAAUAAUUAAAACUAAAGAAUGGAUCAAAUGAGACUGUGUUUGAUGAAGCAUUUAUUAUCAGGCUCAUACAAUUGCUAGUAUAACUGUCUGUAAACAGUUAGAGAAUAAUUUGUACAAUACAAAGUACAUUUGUACUUCUCUAUUGUCGUACUGUAAUUUUGUUACAGAAUAUACAAUUCCUUUUUCAAGGCAAAUAUACUUAAAGAAUAAAUAAUUAUAAAACCAAA
This is a messenger RNA of Nematostella vectensis (starlet sea anemone), 2668 nucleotides long. RefSeq names its product QRFP-like peptide receptor. Gene Ontology annotation, molecular function: G protein-coupled receptor activity. The transcript has a single exon. Gene Ontology annotation, cellular component: membrane. Lineage: Eukaryota; Metazoa; Cnidaria; Anthozoa; Actiniaria; Edwardsiidae. The record is from RefSeq and is a predicted model, not a curated record. The coding region runs from base 305 to 1435 and encodes 376 amino acids. Gene Ontology annotation, biological process: G protein-coupled receptor signaling pathway.